CUCCAGCUCCGGCUGGGAGCUGGCAGAGCCUGCGGGAGCCCAACAGUGCCGGGCACCGGGGACCGACCACAGCUCCGCUCGCCGCGGCGAGCCCGGUACCCAGCACCCCGAGCAUCCCUCCAGCCACCACCCCCCAGCAUGCCCCCCGAGUUACCCUUCGGGUGAAGAGUUCUUGCUAUUUUGGGGUGAGGGCACCCAGAAACAAGCCCUCGGCUUGCAGGACAAGGUGACCGAGGGACCCCAGCGUGAGCGGGGAGGGGACCGGAGCAUCAUGGCACACCCGGUCUCAGCCUUCCAGGCUGCCUACAUCUCUAUCGAAGUCCUUAUCGCCUUGGUGUCUGUGCCGGGGAAUAUCCUGGUCAUUUGGGCUGUGAAGAUGAACCAGGCGUUGCGGGAUGCCACUUUCUGCUUCAUCGUCUCACUGGCAGUGGCCGAUGUGGCCGUGGGGGCCCUGGUCAUCCCCCUGGCCAUCAUCAUCAACAUCGGACCGCAAACGGAGUUUUACAGCUGCCUUAUGGUGGCCUGUCCCGUCCUCAUCCUCACUGAGAGCUCCAUCCUGGCGCUCCUGGCCAUCGCCGUGGAUCGAUACCUGCGGGUGAAGAUCCCUGUCAGGUAUAAGACCGUGGUGACACCCCGGCGGGCAGCAGUGGCCAUCGCUUGCUGUUGGAUCGUCUCCUUUCUGGUGGGACUCACCCCUAUGUUUGGCUGGAACAACCUGAACAAGAUGCAGAGGACUCAGGAGCUGAACGCCAGCCACACGGAGUUUGUCAUCAAGUGCCAGUUUGAGACGGUCAUCAGCAUGGAGUACAUGGUGUACUUCAACUUCUUUGUUUGGGUCCUGCCUCCCCUGUUGCUGAUGCUGCUCAUCUACCUGGAAGUCUUCAACCUCAUCCGCAAGCAACUCAACAAGAAGGUCUCCUCCAGCUCCAGCGACCCCCAGAAGUAUUAUGGGAAGGAGCUGAAGAUUGCCAAGUCAUUAGCGCUGGUCCUCUUCCUCUUCGCGCUCAGCUGGCUCCCUCUGCAUGUCCUCAACUGCAUCACCUUGUUCUGCCCAUCCUGUGAGACGCCGCACAUCCUCACCUACAUCGCCAUCUUCCUCACCCACGGCAACUCGGCCAUGAAUCCCAUCGUCUAUGCCUUCAGGAUCAAGAAGUUCCGGACAGCUUUCCUGCAGAUCUGGAACCAGUACUUCUGCUGCAAAACCAACAAAAAUGCCAGCACCACCACGGCUGAGCCAGGCAACUAGGAGCUGGAAGAGAGCAGAGAGGGUCCUUUGUGCCCAGCCCGGUCCCCAUCUGGCUGCUGUUCCUGCUGUCAAGGGAAGAGGAGGCUGGGUUCACCAGCCCUGUGCAAUCCGAACAGCCGUGUCCCCCAGCUGCCCCAGGGGAUUAUUUAUUCACAAGCAUCGUACUGUUUUGAUAUUGUAGCCUGCACUGUUCCUUUCCUUUUUUUUUUUCCUGUUUGUUUUUGGUUUUGUUUUUCAUUUUUUUAAAGGUUGCCAAGUAUUUAAGGAGAAAUUGUACAGACAAAGGCGCAGUUUAUCUUCAUGCAAAUAAAGUAAAAUGAUAAAAACCA
This is a messenger RNA of Grus americana (Whooping crane), 1575 nucleotides long. RefSeq names its product adenosine A1 receptor (gene ADORA1). Gene Ontology annotation, molecular function: G protein-coupled adenosine receptor activity. Lineage: Eukaryota; Metazoa; Chordata; Aves; Gruiformes; Gruidae. Gene Ontology annotation, cellular component: membrane; dendrite; synapse. Gene Ontology annotation, biological process: G protein-coupled adenosine receptor signaling pathway. The transcript has 3 exons. The coding region runs from base 272 to 1246 and encodes 324 amino acids. The record is from RefSeq and is a predicted model, not a curated record.